This is a messenger RNA of Vanessa tameamea, 6585 nucleotides long. RefSeq names its product zelda (gene zld). The transcript has a single exon. NCBI's taxonomy places the organism in Eukaryota, Metazoa, Arthropoda, Insecta, Lepidoptera, Nymphalidae. Gene Ontology annotation, biological process: regulation of gene expression. Bases 552 to 3704 code for a protein of 1050 amino acids. Gene Ontology annotation, cellular component: nucleus. The record is from RefSeq and is a predicted model, not a curated record.
AGCGUCCGUACCCGGCGGCUGACCCGCGUCGCGUCCGUGCCGUCUCAUUAUAAACUAUAACAACACAUCACUUUUCCGCGUUAUAAACAAGUGCCAAACUACAAAUUAAAUAAUUCUUGCUGUGAUUAUAGUUGAAUAAACUUUGUUUCUAAGACUUGAUGGUUUUGUGAUAAGUUAUUACGGACUUAAAACGUAAAAUAUUUAUUAUUAUAAAUAGACAAUCUGUGCGACGUAUAAUUCAAGCAUAUUGUGGUUUCGGACGUUAACUCGAAGUUUGUUUUGGCAAUAUUUCGCAUCGUUGGAGUGUUUACACCGCGCACGUGGCCGCGCCGCCCGCCCGCGCGCUGCAAUGCCGCGUAAAACUUUCUUUGAGAACACUGCCCUAGUAUAAGUUAACUCGCCAGGGAGAUAACGCGAUCGCGACCAUGACUUUAACCUGUAGCGCCUGAUUCAUGCAGCCUCGACUACAUGUUCGUCGAGAAGGGGAGUGUCGUAUUUUUAUUUUUUUUUCGUUGGAGGAGACGGAGCUCUCCCUUAGAUUAAUGGUUUAGAUGGCUAACAACAACGCCGUUUCGUCGACUUUACCGUCGAGAGAUUAUCAUUGUAAGGUCUGCGACCUAUAUUUGGAUACCGUGGACUCUCUAGAAGUGCAUUUACAAUAUCAUAAAGAGAAUUUGUACGUAAAGUGGGGCACGCAGAACACACAAAAUGAUUCGGAGAAUAAUAACGGUACAAAAAUAAAGAACGAAACGACAGUGUCGGCUCCAGCCGACUCCAGCGACAGCAUGAUCACUAAACCAAGCCCGGAGUUUCAACACCGGGCAACACCAGAAACAACAGUUCAAUUUCCGCAUCCGGCAACACCACAAAGCUAUCACAGUGCUCCAUCGCCAUAUCAAAACCCGGAUCAAACGAACUUUUCCCCGGGAGCACAAUUCGGUAAUAACUUUUCUCAUGCUAAUUUUUCACAAAAUCAACACACAGAACAAAUUAACUGGGAGCAAUCUCAAUAUAACCAAGAUUAUCAUAAGCCAAAUCGCUUCCAUCCUUAUAAUAUGCAAGACCGCGUGUCACAAGUGUCAUCGUCGAGUCCACUAUAUGGUCAACCACUAAAUCAACCAACACCAUCACCGUCACCCAACCAAUGUGACAAGUGCGGCUUUGUUUGUGAUUCUGCUGUCCAGCUUAAUGAACAUUGCAAUUCGGCGCACGCAGGUACGAGUGCUGCUCCUGUUUCAGCACCUAUGCCUUUUCAACAAUUUUCUGGAAAAUCAUAUAAUAAUUCUGGUUAUCAAAAUGAUACUGUAAAAGUUAAGGAAGAACAUGAAGAGUCAUCAGAUAUACUUGACUUAGACUCACAGAAAGUUGUAUAUCAAGGAAAUGAAGGAGAUCAACAGAAUACGCCCUAUGAAGAGACACAUUCACAAGUUCGUGAGGUUAAUACAAGAACUGUACCAAUGAUGCCAUGGGAAACUCAAAAACUGUAUAAUAACCCGCAACUCAAUGGAGACGUAUCUUUGUUUAAAGACCAGAAAAUGUUUGCGGAACAACAAAAGGUUUAUACUGCAGAAGGAAAAAUGUUUCACCCUGAUCAAAAGUUUGGUUACGCACAAGAAAAAUUUUUAGUACAUCAUGAACAAAAACCUUUUAUGCAUGUGGAACAAAAAAUUUAUCCAGGUGUGCAGAUGCCACCAUUAUCUGAUUAUUCAGGAAAUGUCGCUUCAACUAAUUCUGACAUGAAACCGCCUUAUCGACCAUAUGAUUCACCUUCAGCGCCUCAAAUAACAAGUACACAACCUGCUAAUCCUACUUCAUCAUCUCUUCCAUCUAUUGGGGGAAAAGGUGCAAAUUGGAAAUCAAAUGAAGCAAGGAGGCCGAAAACAUAUAAUUGUACAGCCUGUAACAAAUGGUUUACUAGUUCGGGUCAUUUAAAAAGGCACUAUAAUACUACACUUCAUAAAAAUGCGGUAAGAUCAUCGGGGCAACCAGAUCCUGCAACAAUGCCAAUUUCAAGCCACCAUCAUCCAAGUCGUGACUCAUUACAAAAUCGCGCUCAACAACAGAGUGUUGAUUCGAACACUCAAAGUCCUAUCCCAUCUGAUGACAGUCGAAGUGUAGAUGAAGGCGCUUUACAAUCGCCUUACACAUCGCAGAACUUCGAGCGCUCGCAUCGUGUACUCGCCAUGCAGUCCAAGUCACCAUAUACACAUCUUCAACAGGGUAAUUUAGAUAAUAAUUUCAGUAAUAAUCCUUUAGCUAAUCACCCUUUACAGCAUCAAGUCGGUUCACAUCCCAUAAACAUAGGCAGUCAACCGCCGGGUAUAGGGAAUCCAAAUGAUAAUCCUCAAGCCUCAAAAGGGCCUACAAUGUCUACUGGCGUGAAUCCCCCAAACGGGGAAGCAGGUCCCUCUGUUUCACAAAAUCACCAUAUGAGGGGCCUGCUAUCAGUGUCAACCAGCAAUAUUUCAACGCCAGUUCUAACUCAGAGUACGCCAACACUUACGGCACACACGCUACCACCGUUCAGCCAUUUGGGUGUCAAUCCAUACAGCCCGAGGUCUACGGAUCCUUUGGGGCCUUCGGUUCCGGACCCCACGCACACCCCAUUAUAUUUGGGUCAGAAUUUUCAGCAGACUAUAGCACCGAGUUACCCAAACGGGAUGGCCCCCCACGUUAUGGAUAUGGCUAUCAACAAUCUGCCUAUAGCCAAUCCGGCUACUUUUGGUGAAUCCGCACCAGAAGAAGUCGAGGUUAUGGAACAAGAAACGUCGAAUCAGCCUGCUAGCGGACGCUUGCCGAGUUUUUCGCAGCUCCAAACGCAGAGCUUUAGCGUUUAUGUUUCUAACUAUAUUACAUCACCUAACGUGGGGGGUCAAGUUGUUACCGACGAAUCUACCGCCGGUUACAUUAUUGUCGAUCCAGUCCAUUCGCCGAUACAGUACAAUGGUAUUGAUAUGGGCGGUCAAACUUUAGAUUAUGAUUAUAGUUUUUCACCAAAAACUAAUAAGGAAAAUGUUCUUAGUUAUAAUACAGAUAAUAUAAAAGUAUAUCCAUAUGGCUAUGCGGUAGGAGGUAAAACUAUCAAACGAGAGGAUGACGUCUUAAGGACAGACUCUAGCGAGCUUCAGAUUUUAAAAAUAGAAGAUAUUAUGGAUUAUGCUAAUAAAGAAAAUUAUGGAGCUCAAAUGAAGUCUCCAGCAAGCCCAGAAAGUGCUAAGGCCGAGAAUGAAAGCCAUGGCUCGCCUUCAAUUACGUCGACGGUGCCAAGUACACCGCUCACUGAAAGGAAUCAAUUAAAAAAGGCCGCACCUGCGACAGUUCAUAAAUGUUUUGAAUGUGACAAAUUAUUCAAUAAAGCAUGUUAUCUUACACAGCAUAAUAAAACGUUCCAUUCAGGAGCUAAGCCUUUUAAAUGUGACCGGUGUGGCAAACGAUUUUCGGAUGACGUUUCGUAUGAAGGCCACUACUUAAAACACGCAGACAAUAAGCCCUUUAAAUGUAAUGAAUGUCCAAAAUCUUUUAACCACAAGACAGAUCUACGUCGACAUAUGUGUUUGCAUUCUGGUUGCAAACCCUUUGCCUGCGAUCAUUGCGGUAAAGGAUUUAUAAGAAAAGAUCAUAUGGUUAAACAUUUUGAUACACAUAUGAAAAAGAACUUGCGGUCAUCAUCAUCGUCGAUCUCUUCGACGUCACCGUCUACAUAAACGACUUCCAAAAUAUAUAUAUUAGGUCAUUUUGGUCAAUACGUUAGCUACAAUUUUUUCACACAUAUCAUUUUCAAAAGAAAAAAGUCUUGUAAUGACAAUUAAAUUAUAUUUAUAUAGUUAAUAACAUUUAAACAUAAUACUAUGUUAUAGAUCUGUUUGUCCUUUCAACAUAGCCGCGGAUCGACUCCGACGCAUGCAUUUUGUUCGCCAGCUGUUUUUUUUUGUUGUUCAUUCAAUCUAACCUUGUAUUCGGUGCAAGGUGACUUUACAUGUCUGGGUGUCUGGGCGCUAAACAUGUAAUUACACGACGUCGGAAUGAUAUUCCGCAAUAAUUUAUAGACCGAUCCAUAUCAUUUAACAUAUGAAUUACUAUUAUAUAGUAGUGUUAGUUAGAUAAAAAAAUAUCAGGUGAUUCUUACAUUAGGUGAUUUGAAUGGUUGUCAUUUUCGACAUUUAAUCAGUACAUAUCUUUUAAUUGUAAAUUAUGGACCAUAGACGGUUUUAGUUAAAAAAUACUACGUUUUAAUAAUAAUUGUUAAUGUUUUUGAUGAAUGCGCAUCGUCGUGGAGAAUUAAUUAGAAUAUGUUUUAUUGUAAAUAAUUUAAUUUGGGACUCAAUGCCAGACAUUUAUUUACCUAAGUACCGUGGAAAUUAUUUUUAUUAAUUUGUUUAAUUUCAAACAAUAUCUUGUUGCAUAUGUUUUAGUCUAAUUACAAAAAAAUGAAUUAGUUUUUUAAUUGACAAAAAAAUAUUUUGACGUAUCUUGAUCAAAUGAUGACAUGUACUUAAUUAAUUAACAUGUAGAUAAAUGUUAAUGACAUAGGAUCUCGAAGGAAGUUCAUAGCAACUAUAUAAUUGUUUUUAAAAAGUGAUGUUGUUGUAAAAAAGGUCUUACAAUGUGCCAUUCCGUUUGCAUUUCGUUAGUCGUCUUCGACUGCGGUUGUUUCGACGCGCGGUAGUUCCCACAACACAGCUUGACUAGGUGUUAUAAUUGUCGUUUUUGUUUUAGGUAUAAAUUAUCCUAUUGGUUAUUACUUAUAUUAAUGUUUUCCCGGUGCUUCCUAUUUUUAUUAUUUUGUCUGUUGACAUUUGUUUUAACUGUUAGGUAGUUGACGAAAUUCGGAAUUUUUCUUAAAAAUUAAUCAUAAUUUAUGUCCAAUUUAAGUUACCAAUAUAUUAUUUGAACGAAUUUAGUUUAAACAUUCCUGUUUCGUUAGUGUUAGGUAAGUAGUCUUCCUGAACGUUGCCAAAUUAACUCCGCCAACUGUCUGUUGCGAAACAAUUUAACUUUAAUGAUUUCUAGCCUAAUAAUUAAAUUCUCUAGCAAUAAUUUUAAUACUAAUGUAAAUGUUUUUGUAUAAUAAUAAAUAAAAUAUCAUGUUUAUUAUUAUUAAUUGACUUAGGUACUGAAUGAAGAAUAAGGGAUACAUCAUUGAAUACUUUGUACAUAAUAUAUAAAAAAGGUCGACGGAUUAACUCGAUAAAGUACGAAAAGACGGUCCUAAUGCACCGGCUAUUCAAAACAUUUUUCUUGUUAUUUACUAAUCUGUUCGGUCAAGUAAUUGUUGCUCCGCGCAGUGACAUGUGUGACGAAAUGGUAAUAAAUAAAACGAGUAGUUCUCAGUUGCACUUGGUACAUGAACUGUAAGUCAUUCCGAAUAACAAGUUGAAUAUUUUGGAAAGCUCAUCUCGAAGCUAUAUAUUCUGUAGUAUACUCAUUAGUACCGAAUAAUUAUUGAAAAUAAAGUGCAAUAUGAACAUUGUAUCGACUUAAUUUUGAUAAUGUUUGUAUUUGACUGUUGAUUAUAUUGCAGAAAUAUUUUUAUACAAAUAAAAUUACACUAACAAUGCUCAUCUACCUCAUCAGUGACUAUAUAUACAAAUAAAUAAAUGAAAUAAAUUAAAUUGUCUCGUUAAAUUCAGAACAAAAUAUAACUGAAUAUAUCUUUAAUAGAAUACGUGAUUCAUCCUUUAUUAUAAUAUUUACAAAUGUAAUAAGUAUAGUUUACUAAUAAUGUGGAUUUUUUCUAUGUACAAUAUUAAACUUCUUGUCGCAAAACGUACGCACUCAAUAGCCAAUUACUUCAUAAACAGUUUUACAAUUUGAUGGCGGGAGAUAACGAACUAUUUACGAUUUUAUACACAAAUUUUCAUAAUAAAACAUAAGUAACAGGAACAUAUUAAAACAUGAGGUUAUUGGCUAGGAAUGCCUGCGUACCGAAAAACAAAUAAUAAAUUAUAUAUAAUUAUAUAAAAGUAAAUGAAUAACAUUUAACCGUUAUAUCAUAAUAGAUAAAAUAUGUUGAAAUUUUACUAGACUGUUGAGAAGAUUUUUGUAUAACAGAAAUAUUUUCAUCAUAGCAAUAAUUGUAACAAUGACAUGAUAAGGAACUUAACUACCUCAAAUAACGAGUAAUAGUGUUUAGAGUGUUGUGAGGGCGCGGGCCGCGGUCGACGGGCCUCGCCGACUAAACGAAUACCUCAUCUUGCCUUCAUGUAUAAGUAGCAAAAACUUCUUUAUUUACCGCAGGCGGCCCCGUUGCUUGGCGGCCCGACGCUCGAUUCAGAUAUAUUUUAGCAGACAUAUUUGUCUUUCUUGUACUGUUUAAAACACGCACUAGUAGUGUCGGUUAGAUGUAACUAAUGUAAAUACUAAACGGUAAAUUUGUUAUUUAUCAUAUUCUAUUAUUGUAUCCAUCGAUACGUUUAUUUUGACAUAAGUUCGUAGUGAUUUCAAGUUUAUAAAAAUAGUACAUAAGGACGAUAAAUUGUAAGAUUCAGUGAUUAUGUUUGUGUAUAAUGUUUUAAUUUAAUUAUCAGUUACCAGAUGAUUUCUGUUACAUUCGAUUGAGUAAAAUUGAGAGGAUAAAUACUAUAA